GCGGCAGCCAUUGGCUAAGAGGGGCGGUGCACGCGGGCAGAGGCCCGCCUCGUCCUGGACCGCACCCCGGCUCCGGAUGGCUACGUACUGAGUGAAAUUACGCAAACCAGUUAACAGCCAGUAGAGGCGGGAGGGCAGAAGGAAGAGGGGGAGAGAAGAGGAAGAAAAAAAAGAAGAUAGAAAGAGUGACUGGACUGGAGUGGAAAAAGAGAGAGAGAGGAAGCGAGCGCCGUAGUUUAGCCUGAACUCUCUGCGAAGCUGCUGUCGACGGGAAAAGAAGUUUGACUCACGGCGGAAGCUGACCGAGCCACCCGGUUGUUGUUAGCUACCCCCUCCCUGAAGAAAAGGCGUCCUGCACCCCCCCAAAAAAGCAGCCACCAUGUCCGCCGCAGACAAGUUCCUGUACGUGGACCGUAAUGUGGUCAACAACCCUUUGGCACAGGCCGACUGGGCCACCAAGAAGCUGGUAUGGGUGCCCUCGGAGCGCCUGGGCUUCGAGGCCGGCUCCGUGAAGGAGGAGCGCGGCGACGAGUGUGUGGUCGAGCUGGCGGACUCCGGCAAGAAGAUCCGGGUGAACAAGGAUGACAUCCAGAAGAUGAACCCACCCAAGUUCAGCAAGGUGGAGGACAUGGCCGAGCUCACCUGCCUGAACGAGGCCUCCGUGCUGCACAACCUGAAGGAGAGAUACUACUCCGGUCUCAUCUAUACAUACUCCGGUCUCUUUUGUGUCGUCAUAAACCCCUACAAGAACCUGCCCAUCUACUCCGAGGAGAUCGUUGACAUGUACAAGGGCAAGAAGAGGCACGAAAUGCCGCCUCACAUCUACGCCAUCACUGACACGUCUUACAGAAGCAUGAUGCAGGAUCGUGAAGACCAGUCCAUUCUUUGCACAGGAGAGUCUGGUGCCGGUAAGACAGAGAACACCAAGAAGGUCAUCCAGUAUCUGGCUCACGUGGCCUCCUCUCACAAGACCAAGAAAGACCAGAACAGCUCGAUCCUGUCACAUGGGGAGCUGGAGAAGCAGCUGCUGCAGGCCAACCCCAUCCUCGAGGCCUUUGGCAACGCCAAGACGGUCAAGAACGACAACUCCUCCCGAUUUGGAAAAUUCAUCAGGAUAAACUUUGAUGUCAACGGUUACAUCGUCGGUGCCAAUAUUGAGACGUACUUGUUGGAGAAAUCCCGUGCCAUUCGCCAGGCUAAAGACGAGAGGACCUUCCACAUCUUCUACUACUUGCUCACGGGGGCCGGAGAUAAAUUGCGCAAUGAACUCCUCCUUGAGAAUUACAACAACUACCGUUUCCUCUCAAACGGGAACGUUACCAUUCCCGGGCAGCAGGACAAGGACCUGUUUACAGAGACCUUGGAGGCCUUUAAGAUCAUGAGUAUCCCCGAGGAUGAGCAAAUAGGCUUGUUGAAGGUGGUGGCCUCUGUGCUGCAGCUCGGGAACAUGACCUUCAAGAAGGAGCGCCACACAGACCAGGCAGCCAUGCCCGACGACACCACUGCCCAGAAGGUGAGCCACCUCAUGGGAAUGAAUGUCACGGACUUCACCAGGGCCAUCCUUUCGCCCCGCAUCAAGGUGGGCAGGGACUUCGUCCAGAAGGCCCAGACCCAGGAGCAGGCUGAGUUCGCCGUGGAGGCCCUGGCCAAGGCCACAUACGAGAGGAUGUUCCGCUGGCUCGUCAUGAGGAUCAACAAAGCCCUGGACAAGACCAAGAGGCAGGGAGCCUCCUUCAUCGGCAUCCUCGACAUCGCUGGAUUUGAGAUAUUCGAGCUGAACUCCUUUGAGCAGCUGUGCAUCAACUACACCAACGAGAAGCUGCAGCAGCUCUUCAACCACACCAUGUUCAUCCUGGAGCAGGAGGAGUACCAGAGGGAGGGCAUCGAGUGGAGCUUCAUCGACUUCGGCCUUGACCUGCAGCCCUGCAUCGAGCUCAUUGAGAAACCUGCUAGUCCCCCCGGGAUCCUCGCCCUGCUGGAUGAGGAGUGCUGGUUCCCCAAAGCCACGGACAAGAGCUUUGUGGAGAAGGUGCUGCAAGAGCAGGGCACUCACCCCAAGUUCUUUAAGCCCAAGAAACUGAAGGACGAGGCAGACUUCUGCGUCAUCCAUUACGCUGGCAAGGUGGACUACAAAGCAGACGAGUGGCUGAUGAAGAACAUGGACCCCUUGAACGACAACGUGGCCUCACUGCUUAACCAGUCCACCGACAAGUUUGUGUCCGAGCUCUGGAAGGACGUGGACCGCAUUGUGGGUCUGGAUAAGGUGUCCAUGUCCGAAAUGCCCGGUGCCUUCAAGACCCGCAAAGGUAUGUUCCGCACGGUGGGCCAGCUGUACAAAGAGCAGCUGUCCAAGCUCAUGGCCACUCUGAGGAACACCAACCCCAACUUUGUCCGUUGCAUCAUCCCCAACCACGAGAAGAAGGCUGGUAAACUGGAUCCCCACCUGGUCCUGGACCAGCUAAGGUGCAACGGUGUGCUGGAGGGGAUCCGUAUCUGCAGACAGGGCUUCCCCAACCGCAUUGUCUUCCAGGAGUUCAGACAGAGGUAUGAAAUCCUCACUCCCAAUGCCAUCCCCAAGGGCUUCAUGGAUGGAAAGCAAGCCUGCGUGCUCAUGAUAAAAAGCCUGGAGCUGGAUCCCAACCUGUUCCGUAUUGGCCAGAGCAAAGUUUUCUUCAGGGCGGGAGUCCUUGCUCACCUGGAGGAGGAGAGAGACAUGAAGAUCACAGACAUCAUCAUCAGUUUCCAGGCCUGGUGCAGAGGCUACGUGGCCCGCAAGGCUUUUGCCAAGAGACAGCAGCAGCUGACCGCGAUGAAGGUGAUCCAGAGAAACUGUGCUGCUUAUCUCAAACUCAGGAACUGGCAGUGGUGGAGGCUCUUCACCAAGGUGAAGCCUCUGCUGCAAGUCAGCAGGCAGGAGGAGGAGAUGCAGGCCAAGGAUGACGAGCUGGUGAAGGUGAAGGAGAAGCAUUUGUAUGCUGAGCAGCAGCUCCAGGAGAUGGAUGAAAAGCAGCAUCAGCUGAGCGCCGAGAAAAUGGCCCUGCAGGAGCAGCUUCAGGCCGAGACGGAGCUCUGUGCCGAGGCGGAGGAGAUGAGAGCUCGUCUGGCCGCCAGGAAGCAGGAGCUGGAGGAGAUCCUCCACGACCUGGAGGCACGCGUGGAAGAGGAGGAGGAGCGCGCCUCGCAGCUCUUGUCUGAGAAAAAGAAGAUGCAGCAGAAUAUCGGAGACUUGGAGCAGCAGCUGGACGAGGAGGAAGCGGCCAGACAGAAGCUUCAGCUGGAGAAGGUCACCUUGGAGUCCAAGAUGAAGAAGAUCGAAGAUGAUGUCAUGGUUCUCGACGACCAGAACGGCAAACUAAACAAGGAGAAGAAGUUGCUGGAGGAGAGGAUCUCCGAGUACACCACCAACCUGACGGAAGAGGAGGAGAAAUCCAAGAGCCUGCAGAAACUCAAGACCAAACACGAGGCCAUGAUCACAGACCUGGAGGACCGCCUGCGCAGGGAGGAGAAGCAGCGCCAGGAGCUGGAAAAGAACCGACGCAAGCUGGACGGCGACUUCAACGAGAUCCAUGACCAGAUUGCUGAGCUGCAGGCUCAGAUUGCCGAGCUCCGCGCCCAACUUGCCAAGAAGGAGGAAGAGCUCCAGGCAGCUCUCGCCAGGAUUGAGGAGGAGGCAGCGCAGAAGAACCUGGCGCAGAAAAAGAUCCGUGAGAUGGAGGCUCAGCUCUCUGAGCUGCAGGAGGACUUGGAGCUGGAGAGGCAGGCACGCACCAAGGCAGAGAAACACCGCAGGGACCUGGGAGAAGAGCUGGAGGCCCUCAAGACGGAGCUGGAGGACACUCUGGACUCUACCGCCGCUCAGCAGGAACUCAGGUCCAAGCGCGAGACCGAGGUGACUCAUCUCAAAAGGACUCUGGACGACGACGCCAAAGUUCACGAACAACAGCUGGUUGAGAUGAGGCAGAAACACGGUCAGGCCUUCGACGAGCUCAACGAGCAGCUGGAGCAGGCGAAAAGGAACAAAGUGUCCAUGGAGAAGGCCAAGCAGGCUCUGGAGUCUGAGAGGAACGAGCUGGUCAUUGAGAUGCAGACGCUGAUGCAGGGGAAGGGAGACUCUGAGCAUCGCCGGAAGAAGGCCGAAGCCCAGGUCCAGGAACUGCAGCUCAAACACUCGGAGAGCGAGCGCCUGAGGCUGGAGCAGGCCGAGAAACUGGCCAAAGUGCAGAGCGAACUGGAGAGCGUCAGCACCGUGCUGUCUGACGUAGAGGGCAAGUCCAUCAAGGCCACAAAGGACUGCUCUGCUGUGGAAUCCCAGCUGCAGGAUGUUCAGGAACUGCUCCAGGAGGAGACGCGCCAGAAGCUGUCCAACAGCACACGUCUGCGCCAGCUUGAGGACGAGCAGAACAACCUGAGGGAACAACUGGAGGAGGAAGAAGAGACCAAGAGGAACGUGGAGAAGCAGCUGCAAACCGUUCAGGCUCAGCUUCUUGAAAUGAAGAAGAAGUUCGAGCAGGAUGCGGGUUGCCUGGAGACCGCCGAGGAAGGGAAGAAGAGGCUUCAGAGGGACUUGGAGGGACUGAACCAGCGCAUGGAGGAGAAAUGUUCCGCCUUCGAGAAGUUGGACAAAACCAAGACACGUGUCCAGCAGGAGCUGGACGACCUGCUGGUAGACCAGGACCACCUCCGGCAGAUCGUCUCCAACCUGGAGAAGAAGCAGAAGAAGUUUGACCAGAUGCUGGCAGAGGAGAAGAACAUUUCUGCCCGUUAUGCAGAGGAGCGUGACAAGGCUGAAGCCGAGGCCCGCGAAAAGGAGACCCGGGCACUGGCUUUAACCCGCGAGCUGGACUCUAUGAUGGACAUCAAGGACGAAGUGGACCGCAACAACAAACUGCUGCGGGCCGAGAUGGAGGACCUGGUGUCCUCUAAGGACGAUGUCGGCAAGAGCGUCCACGAGCUGGAGAAGGCAAAGCGUGCGAUGGAGCAGCAGCUGGAAGAGAUGAAGACUCAGCUGGAGGAGCUGGAAGACGAGCUGCAGGGCACGGAGGAUGCCAAGCUGCGCCUGGAGGUCAACAUGCAGGCCAUGAAGGCCCAGUAUGAGAGAGACCUGUCGGGACGGGACGAGAUGGGCGAGGAGAAGAAGAGGGCGCUGGUCAAACAGGUGCGGGAAAUGGAGAUGGAGCUGGAGGAUGAGAGGAAGCAGCGCUCUGCCGCCGUGGCCGGGCGCAAGAAGCUGGAGCUGGACCUGAAGGAGCUGGAGGCGGGCAUCGACAUGGCCAACAAGAACCGCGACGAGGCCCUGAAACAGCUGAAGAAGAUCCAAGCCCAGAUGAAGGAUCUCAUCCGGGAGCUGGAGGACACUCGCAUGUCCAGAGAGGAAAUCCUCGCUCAGAGCAAGGAGACUGAGAAGAAGCUGAAGGGCAUGGAGGCCGAGAUGAUCCAGAUGCAGGAGGAGUUGGCUGCCGCAGAGCGAGUAAAGAGACAGGCCCAGCAAGAGAGAGACGAGCUGCAGGAUGAGAUUAACAACCAGGCCACCAAGAAUGCUCAGGUUGCAGAGGAGAAGAGACGGCUGGAGGCUCGCAUCGCUCAGUUGGAGGAGGAGCUGGAGGAGGAGCAGUGCAACACCGAGCUGACCAAUGACAGGCUGAAGAAAGCAGUGCUGCAGACUGACCAGAUGAACGUGGAGCUGACUGCAGAGCGCAGUACUUGUCAGCGUGUGGAGGGGGCUCGGUGCCAGCUGGAGCGUCAGAACAAGGAGCUGAAGCUGAAGCUGCAGGAGCUGGAGGGAACGGUCAAGUCCAAGUACAAGGCCAACAUGGCCGCCCUGGAGUCCAAAAUCGCUGCGCUGGAGGAACAGCUGGACAUGGAGACCAGGGAGAGGCAGGGUGCCACCAAGCUCGUGAGACGCACCGAGAAGAAACUGAAGGAAGUCAUCCUGCAGGUGGACGAUGAGAGACGCAACACGGAGCAGUACAAAGACCAGGUGGACAAGUUGAACUCCCGCAUGAAGCAGCUGAAGCGUCAGCUGGAGGAGGCUGAGGAAGAGGCUCAGAGGGCCAACGCCAACCGCAGGAAGCUGCAGAGGGAGCUGGAGGACGCCACGGAGUCGGCCGACGUUGUGAACCGUGAGGUCACCACCCUUAAGAACAAGCUCAGGCGUGGUGACUUCCCCUUCACCGUGCGCCGCACCGUUACCCGCACGGGCAUCGAAAGCGACGAGGACAGCGAGCCCAAGAGCGAGACCCCCGAGCCCAAGCCCGAAUGAAGCGACGCAGUGCCACUCGACUCCUUAGAACUGCAUCACGAAUAGGCCGACCCAAAAUACACACACGAAAUAAACACACAAGCACACAUUACUGUACCUGCUGAACGGGGAGGAAACAAAGUAAGACUCAGACAGGGAUUCCACCCGUUCCUCCACGUUUAGCCCCGUGACAGUCGUGUCUCUUUACCAUUGACAAUCUAUGCAUUCGUAACAUACAGGAGCCAGUAAACUCGGACAAUCGCCAUGCUGACAAACGCAAACGUUAUGUUUUUUGUGAGGGAGGGCCCAAAUUUCUUUUGGUUUGCUUCAUUUUUUUCAUUCUCUGGGAAAAAAUCUAAUAUUUUUGUAAGGAAACAUUCCAGGUAUAAUAGUCCUGAUUUGGGAUCUAUUUUUCUAAUUGAAGGAGAAAACCAAGAAAGAAGUAUACAUAGAUAAAGACAGAUUACUGGAAGGGGACCAAAGUAAUAUCUCAAUCUAUAGAAUUGUAUUUUAUGCCGAAGUUUUUUUUGUUGUUUUUUUUUCUUAUUUGAAUUGUUAAGAAAGUGCUUCAUGUUUUUUAUGCUCGCGCUACAUAAUGCUUUAUAAUGAAGGUUUAUACGCGGAAAUGUAUCCUAUCAAUUUAGCUGCAGUUAGUACUCGUGACUACGCUUUUUGGGCUUAAUAAUAUUAUACACACACAUUUCUUGCGAGAACGAAAUUGGAGGCAGACUUCCAGGAACCCAGCUGGAGACUCAUUGACGCAUACUGAAGGCAUUUUGAUUGUGACUGUGCGGAAAUAUCUUAAUUUUGCACUGAGUUGAGAAAAACUAACGAAAAACACUUAUGCCUCGACAUUAUAAACCACUGCAUUUGUGUUUCCAUUGACACAUUGACGGAGAAGCUUGGAAGUUUUGUAAAGACUUGUGCACGUGCUCAUCCAGACUGCCGACACACUAAGGCCUUAAAUGCAGCUGAAUUCCACUCGGCGGGGUUUUGUUGGCUUUUUUUCCUGGACAUGGAUUGAUUCUUUUAUUUUAUUUUUAUUUUUUUCUUUACAUUUAUUAUCACUAUCAGUGUUCAGAUGGGGUGAUGGGGUAGUAUUACUCGCAGCACACACUGUAUUCUCAGAGCACAGCUUGUUGAGGGGGAGGAGUAGCUGAGGGUGUUACGGAGAGGGGGUGGGGUGGGUCGUACUUAUAUCACUGUAACCGAUGUACACUGUACUCUGGCUGACGGGGCUCCGUGGAGACAGCAGUCAACAUGGAGCCGAUGUAUAAGAUGAGCAGUUUCAUAGAGGUGCGUCAGGAUGCGAGAGCCCCCUCGCAGGCUGUGCUCGGGGGCUGCUUUCGGCUCACACUGCUGGGAAGUGGGAGGAAUGUGUUAAGGGUAAUGGCUCAGAUUUAAAACAAAAAAAAGAUCGCUCUUUCGCACUUAAAAAUCAACGGAAAUCCCCCAAAAAAGAAACUGCAUCUCAAUUAUUAUGUAAUGUUUUGUCUGUCUGCACCUCUGGAAUGGAAAAUCAUGUUGGCAUUAUUGCAAUUAAAAAGGCUUUCUAAACU
Molecule: messenger RNA, 7797 nt
Organism: Cyclopterus lumpus (lumpfish)
Lineage: Eukaryota; Metazoa; Chordata; Actinopteri; Perciformes; Cyclopteridae
Product: myosin-9-like
Exons: 41
Coding region: 380-6259 (1959 amino acids)
Cellular component (GO): myosin complex
Molecular function (GO): actin filament binding; cytoskeletal motor activity; ATP binding
Source: RefSeq, a predicted model, not a curated record